CCGCCACAAUCUCCAACUAUGCAGCUGACUGCCAACCAAGUUCUCCAACGCCACUACCUGGCCUUCGCUGAAGGUUUUGUCAUGGUGUACGAUACAACCAGGCCGGAGUCACUAGAUGUACUCAUGUAUCUGAAGAAGGAUAUUGACAGAAAUAAGGAUAAAAAGGAGGUAGUAAUGCUAGUCAUUGGCAACCGCACGGGUCCUGAUGAUGUCAACAGUCUAGAAAACACAUGCUCCAAAGCUUCAAAUUGGUGUGCCCGGGAAAAAAUCCGCCAUUUCGAAGUGUCUGCGAUGGAUCGACCUUCUUUGUACGAACCUUUUAUAUUUAUGACUUCGAAACUAAAUCCAGUACAAAACAAAACAGCUUUCCCACAAUUAAGCACUUUGAGCAAGCUGACACAGAAAAAUAAUAAGAGCGAAGCCAUGUAACGGUACGUUUUUAGUCUAUGCCCUUUCUGCUAUCAACCAUGAAGGUUGAUAGUGUUGUUUGUGGUUGGAAGUGAGCUGUCAAAUAUUGGCGCGAAAUUAUAAUGGUGCUUGUAGAUUUUUUAUCGCUUGUCAAAAUAUAGCUGUUUAUAUAAUACCAGUUAAAAGCUGUAGUUAAGCUUUAAAAGCUUAAUAUUAAUGUAAAGUAG
Messenger RNA from Spodoptera exigua (beet armyworm), 635 nucleotides. Lineage: Eukaryota; Metazoa; Arthropoda; Insecta; Lepidoptera; Noctuidae. The record is from the annotation of a GenBank genome assembly.